UUAGUCCUCGUCCCUCAUCCUCUCCCCCCUUCAGUCUGCAUGAUCCUGGUCUCCCUCUGAGCCCUGGGGACCUGGUAUUGAUCGGAGCUGUGUAGGUAGUGAUUGGACAUGAGUGGAUAAUUUCCUUUGCUGCAUUAGAGUCCAUUACUGGACUCGCUCUCCGGAAAGUGAAAGACAUCCUCAAAAGAAAAAAAAACACAGCGAAUGUUCUUGGAAAUGGAUUCUUCUCACAGAAAUGAUUUAACGUCUGAGGAUCCUCCAAGUUUCUCUUCAGGUUUGGAGACGAUGACGGAGAGAAGCGGCGUGGAGAUUCCUGCUGAAACGCCUCAUUUAGCCAAACCCAGCUGGUUUCUCACAUUUAUUCAGGGGAAACUGGCCAGGAAUGAUGACAGACUUUAAUUCAGGGAUCCCAUGAGAUGAACCAGAACACAGCAUGGUCAAGAAAUGUAUUUAAGAAUGCAACUCCCCCCGUUAAAACACAAAUUAACUGUUGACUUUGCUUUGGAGGCCGAUGUUACUAACACAAGAAGAAGAAAUUAUUUGGUCUAAUUAGACUUUUUCACCUGCUCAUGUAACUGUUCUGACAUAAAUACUGAGAAAUUGUUUCUUGUGAUAAACAGGAAAACUAGUCAUUUAAAAUCUGAUGAGUCUGGAAAGAUGGAUGAUUUCCAGAUUUAAUUCUCCUUCCAGGUUUGUGUUUUUGUUUCCAUCCAAUCAGCUUCAAGUCUUUAUUUAAAGAACUCAGAGCAACAACAGGAACCCAGAGCAGGAACAUCCGGCUGUCUGAGCUUACAGGGUUCGGUUUGUGGGAGCCUUAGAUUCAUAGCUGGCUUUUAAAAAUGUCCAGAAAAUGACUGAGAACCCAACUUUGACCUGCAGGUACCGACGGCAGGAAAACUUGGAAAUUUGAACUUUUUUGUACUUUUUGAGGUGAAUGGUGAAUUACAGUCGUGCCUAGAUGUCAUCAUUCACAUACAGAAAAUGCUCACUACAUUUUGCCAUAUUCUGGCGCCCCCUCUAGGGCAGCGCCCCUGUGGGUUUACCCAUUUUUAUCACAACACAGUCACUUCCAAUAACUUCCAGAAACUCCUGAAUUUAUGGCCAUGAAUGAUUCUGUAUUUAAUUAUUCGGGUCUUAUCUCCUCCGCUGGAUGAAAGCUGGUUUGUUUUGAGCUCCUGCUGAUGAUGAGGAUGAUGAUGACAGCAUCUGCGCGCCUGCAGGUGAUUCCUUUAAGUCCAGGGGGAGGAAGAGGAGGAGGAGGAGGAGGAGGAGGAGGAGGAGGAGGAGGAGGCAUCUAUGCAAUUUUAUUUUGACUUUGCAUUUUAUUAUGAGCGCAGAGGAGGGAGAUGCGGGACCGGCGUGCGGGGAGGCGGCGGGAGCUCCGGCCGCCCAGCAGCGCCUCACCUGGGAGGAGAGCGACCCGCUCGGCUCCCAAGGACGUCCGCAGCCCGACGGCGAGGAGGAGCCGCAGCCGGGAGAGGAUGAGGAGGAGGAAGAGGAGGCAGAGGGCCGCGCGCGUGCGGCUGACGCCGAGAAAAUCAGCGGGGAGGAAAAUGGGGGCAACACUUCCAGCGAGGAGGGGGCGGUGGGGGGCAGAUGUGGCAAAACGCAGGCGAUGCCUUCAACCUGCAGCAGCGAGACGUGCAUCCCGACCCCGAGCUGCAGGAUCUGCUUCCAGGGAGCCGAACAGGGUGACCUGUUGAACCCGUGCCGCUGUGACGGCUCGGUCCGCUACACCCACCAGCAGUGUCUGCUGAAGUGGAUCAGUGAGCGCGGCUGCUGGACCUGUGAGCUCUGCUGCUACCGCUUCCAGGUCAUCGCCAUCAACAUGAAGAGACCGUGGCAGUGGCAGCCCAUCACCAUCACGCUGGUGGAGAAGGUGCAGAUCAUCGCCGUGUUCCUGGGCUCGCUCUUCCUGGUGGCCAGCAUCUCCUGGCUGCUCUGGUCGGCUCUCAGCCCGCAGGCCGUCUGGCAGCGCCGGGACGUCCUCUUCCAGAUCUGCUACGGCAUGUACGGCUUCAUGGACCUGGUCUGCGUAGGCCUGAUUGUCCACGAGGGGGCAGCAGUGUACAACGUGUUCAUGCGCUGGCGGGCCGUGAACCUCCACUGGGACGUCCAGAGUUACGACAAGGCCAAGGACAUGGAGGAGACGAGCACCGGCCACUCCUCGCUGGGCCCCAGGACGCUCUGGUUGCCCCUGGCAACCUUCGGGCCCAGCGGGCCGCUACACCCCACCCAGCUCGGGUCACGGCCGUGGACCUGCCUCUGUCUGGCCCCGUUCUGCCCCGGGCUGGUGCCCGGAAACAGCCUGAGUCAGGACGCCGACUCGGGGGAGGUGGUCAUCCGCGUGACGUCGGUCUGAGCCUCGGCAGGUGAAACUUUACCUGAACGUUCAUCCGCGUGACGUCGGCCUGACAGUUCAUCCGCGUGACGUCGGCCUGGGCCUCUGCAGGUGAAACUGUAGUCUGAACGUUCCUGCAUUUAUUGGUUGCUGCUUUUCCGGUGUUUCUGAUGAGUUGGGCUUGGUGUUUGUCUCCGGGGCCGGUCCCCAAACCAACCUCAGCCAGAUAAAGAUGGAUGUGUUCGGUUGGCAUUGUGACGUAGUCCUCUCAUCCAUCAUGAACAGUUUACAUGGUAGCAUCUAAGACCAAACUGUUGUGUUACAUCCGGGUUCUCUGGUACUUUAACGCUGCAUCAGGAAGGUCAUUUCAGUCCAACUGCAGCAGAUAUCAGUCACUGUCCUACAGUCAUGCUGGUACUUUAGGAUUUAAAUGUUAAACACCAGAAAAAGGUUGAAAAAGUUUAGUGCCAAGAAGUUUUGUCAGAGGGAUUCGUUGGCUCGAAUUCAGACUUUAAGCACUGUGAGCAGAAUGACGUCACACCAGAAACUCAUUAUUUCUUCUUCUCUGAGGAAACGACUUCCUGUUCUGGUUCUUGGGUUUCACCUGUCAGGACGUAAUAAAAAUGUUUCUUUUGCUCAGAUUUGUAAAGGCACAAUUUGGAGUUUGGUCUUUGACUAGGCCACUGCAAAACUUUUAUUGCUGUUUUUUUGGGAUUAUUGUCCUACUGAUGAGUUUCAGCUGUCGGAUAAAUGGCCUCACAUUUGACGCCUUAAUACUUUGUUACACAGAGGAGUCAUGGUUGACUCAGCAGCUCCUAAACAAUCCCAUAUCAUCAUUCUUCCUCCACCAUGCUCAACAGUUGGUAUGAGAUGUUUGUGCUAAUAUUCCAGGUCCAAACAUCAUCACUUACUGUUCGAUCAACGUUGUUCCUGAAGACUUAAAGUGCCGGUAUCGUGUUUUCCAGGCUCAUGGUGCCAUUUUAUAGCACAAUCACAUAUUACCUUUAUUUGUAAUGAAAAUGCUGACUUUGCAAUUUAACUCCUUGAAAUUGGCCUCUGUCUCUUUAAGAAGCUCCUACUCUUUCCAGGACUGCGCUUUCAGGGCUUCAUCACAGCAACGCUCCUCCAUUUUGCUGUUUAUAACCAUUCCACCAGGUGUUUGCUAACAGCUACUACUGCUAGUCUGGAGGAGCAGCGUGGGGAAGCUCCAAGGAGGUUUGUGGGAAAAGACGAAAAAAACUUGAGGUUUUAGGCACACUGAAUGGUUGCUAUGGGGAUUAAAGGAUUUCUCAAACAUG
This is a messenger RNA of Poecilia latipinna (sailfin molly), 3639 nucleotides long. RefSeq names its product membrane-associated ring finger (C3HC4) 11 (gene marchf11). The transcript has 5 exons. The record is from RefSeq and is a predicted model, not a curated record. NCBI's taxonomy places the organism in Eukaryota, Metazoa, Chordata, Actinopteri, Cyprinodontiformes, Poeciliidae. Gene Ontology annotation, molecular function: ubiquitin-protein transferase activity; zinc ion binding. Bases 1328 to 2362 code for a protein of 344 amino acids. Gene Ontology annotation, biological process: protein ubiquitination.